GCUGUGAGGAAUGGCUAUGGAAGAUCCUGAGAGGAAGACUGAAGUGGUGCUGCUGGCCUGUGGGUCCUUCAACCCCAUCACCAACAUGCACCUGAGGCUGUUUGAGCUGGCUAAAGACUAUUUCCAUGAAACAGGAAAAUACAAAGUAAUCAAGGGCAUCAUUUCACCAGUGGGUGAUGCAUAUAAGAAGAAAGGUCUGAUCAGUGCAAAUCACCGAGUGACAAUGGCAAAACUGGCUACAAAAAACUCGGAUUGGGUGGAAGUUGAUGAUUGGGAAAGCAGCCAGAGUGAGUGGUUGGAAACACUAAAAGUUUUAAGGUAUCAUCAUCAAAAGCUUUUACCUCCUGAUGCCACUAACAGCCUGGAGGAUGCUGUGCCCUUACCAAAGCUGGGACGAAAGAGGAAACAGGAACCAAACAGGCACGAACCCGUUAAAAAGAAAAAUCGGAGUCCAGAUAUAAACAGUGUCCCCCAGGUUAAACUGCUCUGUGGAAGCGACAUGCUGGAGUCUUUUGGGAUCCCCAAUCUGUGGAAGCUGGAGGACAUCACUGAAAUUGUGGAGAAGCACGGCCUGGUGUGCAUCAGCAGGGCUGGGAACAACGCUCAGAAGUUCAUCUACGAAUCUGAUAUUUUGUGGAGGCACAGGAACAACAUUCACCUGGUGGAGGAGUGGAUCCCAAACGACAUCUCCUCCACCAAGAUCCGCAGGGCCCUGCGGAGGGGGCAGAGCAUCCGCUACCUGGUGCCCGAUGUGGUUCGAGCUUACAUCGAGAAGAACAACCUGUACAGCCCCGAGAGUGAGGACAGGAAUGCUGGGGUGGACUUGGCUCCCUUACAGAAAAAUGCAAGUGACAACAAGAACUAACAGGCACUGAACAACUAACUCACUGUCUGCUGGAAAAAAGCUACAGUUCGGUGCAGGAGAGUGUUUUCUAGGGGUUGGUUCAUUUUUUUUCAGUACAGUGUGCUAAUUCCGUGGUUUUAGUACAUCUGUAGUUGCUGUUGAGGUUUGGUGCACUCAAUGAUUGGACUUCCACAAUCUUUUUCAAGUCCCAUAGUAAGAUUUAAACAUUUAAACAUUUAGUCACAGUGCACUGAAGUGAGUAGAAGAAUCCACACCGGCAUAUGAGAAUUGCAAAUUAAUAAGCAAAACAAAUGAAAAUGUUCUGAUUGGUUUUAAUUCGAGCUGCUCCGACUGCUAUUUAUAAAAUACUAACACAAAUAUUUUUGAUAACUUACAGCAUCUUAACAAAGCUAUUUAAUUUCUAAGGUACCAUUUACUGGUAGUAAAUCUGUGGAGCUGUAAUUGCCAACAUGUGGUUCAUCUUAAAGAAAUUAUUUAGCUCUGUUCUGGCAGGGACAAAUUUCCUCCUGGCUGAAGUGGUGCUAGGUACAGCCUGCUUGGAGCUGCCUGAUUUUCAAAUAUGCAACUGCUUGUUUGCCAUCAUGCAAUUUGCUCCCAGAAAUGUCUUGUGCUUCACUCUUCUAUUCAUGUUUCCAGGGCUGUAGUGAAGCUCAGGAUUGUUUCUGAUGGAAGGACAAACCGACCUCAGAAACUGAUUUAUAGCCACUGAUUUGAUAGAUAGAAAUUAAUAAUAGUGCCAUUGCACUGAUUCUCAGACGGUUGUCCCUUUAUUACAAAUAAUAAAUUUCUUUCAAAUAAUAAAAUAUCUUUUAUGUUUGAGCCAUGAGGACAAUAUAAUGGUAUAUAGCCAGAAUUGUUUUCUGUUACUGCAGUUGAGAGGAAAUGGUAGGAAAUUAGUACUGUACAUAAGUGAAAUGUUCUUCUUUGCUAGAAAUCUGGGUUUGAAUCUAACAGUGUAUUGCCUGUAUUAUGUGAAUAUAAGCUGGAGAGGCACUGUGAAUGAUGUGGUGAUAGAAUUCUACCUCCCUUUAUUUGCUGCCAUCCCAUUUUUGUUUGGAUUAUGUGCCUUAUUACAAAUGUCAAGGCUUCCAAGCCACUCUCUCAUGGGUCAGCAGCUCUUUCAUAGCUCUCCACAAGAUGACUCUGGUCACCUUUUCCAGAUGAACAAAUCCAGCCCAGUGUGAGCCUCUCAGGGCAGGAGGCCAAGAUGCUCUUGGGCAAGUCUAGAACCAGGGACACGUUCCAGGGUCAUAACUGUGACAAGCCAUCACCCUCCCCCCUGGGCAGGACAUCCCCAGGGAGCUGAGGCAGAGGUCUGGGCUUCCCUCAGAGCUCAGGGGGAGUCUGGGAGACAGAAGGCAAAUACAGAACAUUGGGGGUGGCCCUAGGCCCUGUGAGGCUUGUCUAAAGCCCAGCAGGGGAGCUGGGACACUGCUGGGAAAACCUGUGUCCUGCAGUGGAGCUGGCACUAAACAUGCAAACUGGGAGCCCCACGUGAAAUUCUGUGUUUACCAGACAACAGAACAUCUGUGUUCUGCUGGUUCCAGCCUGCAAAGAUGGAAGAAUCCACAAAGAGAUUGGUGUAAUAAAAUCAAGUCACACCCUAGGAGUGCAUCUGUGACAGAAAGUAGCACCAAGGAUUCUUAGGGUUGUAUUUUUGGUGAUUCCUCCUUAAAUGUGCUGGCUGCCAUUUCUUCCCCUGGAGCUCAGGCAAGUUUUCCCUGUCCUUUGGUGAUGAGGUUGGGUUCUUUUAACCUCAGUACUAAUAAAGGAAGGAUAAAUGAUGCCCCUGUGAUACCUCAGCAAUCCAACUGCCUGAGCUGACUGCAGACAACUGAUGGGGCCUGGGAAAGGGCCCAUCUCCUUUCCUCUCUUGCUCACUGUCUGUCUUUAGGACUGAUGAGAACAGAGGGCAGGAAGGAGUUACUUUGAGCCCUCAAGUCAACCAGUGUGCUGCUGAAUAAACAGAGCAGAUCCUGAUGGGACAGCACCCUGUUGAGGUGGUCAUUUUUCAGAGUAAAACUGCACUUUAGGUUUAUUCUUCUUAAUAAUGAUGCUGGUGUGUGUUGGUGCUCUUUGUGUAAUUGUAGAGAAACUGCAAAUUCAGGAGGAUUUUUUAUAAAGCUUUGGUCUUCAGUUUUAUUUUGCUGGAGUUUAAUGUGUGGUGAGUCCUUCAAUAAAAUAAAUUGCAUGUAAUAUGCUAA
Molecule: messenger RNA, 3069 nt
Organism: Pseudopipra pipra
Lineage: Eukaryota; Metazoa; Chordata; Aves; Passeriformes; Pipridae
Gene: NMNAT1
Product: nicotinamide nucleotide adenylyltransferase 1
Exons: 4
Coding region: 11-865 (284 amino acids)
Biological process (GO): NAD+ biosynthetic process
Cellular component (GO): nucleus
Molecular function (GO): nicotinate-nucleotide adenylyltransferase activity; nicotinamide-nucleotide adenylyltransferase activity
Source: RefSeq, a predicted model, not a curated record